Tachysurus fulvidraco (yellow catfish) is the source of this 1628-nucleotide messenger RNA. RefSeq names its product translational activator of cytochrome c oxidase 1 (gene taco1). Lineage: Eukaryota; Metazoa; Chordata; Actinopteri; Siluriformes; Bagridae. The record is from RefSeq and is a predicted model, not a curated record. The transcript has 6 exons. Gene Ontology annotation, cellular component: mitochondrion. The coding region runs from base 137 to 979 and encodes 280 amino acids.
GGGCUGUAUUUUGACAAACAUAGACGAGUCGGAAAUGACGUAGGGUGUCGCCAUCGAGAGGGCUCGGGUGGGACGAUGCUUCGUAAUAUACGUGUGGUUGUAUAUUUUCGGGAAAUGUAGCGCGAUUAUUUCGGCAAUGGCAGCCGGUGCGGUGUUACGUCCUUUUCUGUCCGGCUGCGCUCAUAAACUGACGGGUCUGCGGCUCAGCGCGCUCCCGAACUGCGUCAGGACCGUGCACGUGUGUUCGGUUCUGCGCGCGGGGCACAACAAAUGGUCCAAAGUGAAAGAUAUUAAGAUCCCGAAAGAUGCACCUCGAGCGCGGAUGAUCGCCAAAUACGCCAUGUUGAUCCGGGUGGCAGUAAGAGAAGGAGGACCAAACCCAGAGUAUAACAUCGCUUUGGCUCAGCUUAUAGAGCAGUGCAGGAAUAAAAAUCUCCCCAAAACCACCAUUGAUGCUGCUAUUAAGGGAGCGGAAAAGUCCAAGGCUGGUUCUCAGUACCUAUACGAGGCACGAGGUCCAGGAGGUUCCAUGCUGCUCAUCGAGGUUCUGACAGACAACAACACGCGCUCUCACCAGGCCGUCAAACACAUCCUAAUAAAAAAUGGGGGGGCGAUGUGCGAAGGCGCUCGGCAUCAUUUUGACAGAAAAGGAGUCAUUGUGGCGACUCGAGACCAGGUUUCUACUGAGAAAGCUCUGGACCUGGCCAUAGAGUCAGGGGCUGAAGAUGUCCACGAAGCUGAGGAUGAGGAGGAGAAGCCGAUUUUACAGUUCAUCUGUGAUAUGAACUCAACAAAAGCAGUACGAACAGCACUGGAAACUCUCGGGGUUCACACUCUGUCAGCGGGGAUGGAGUACAUCUCCAACACUCCUGCUCUUCUAGCACAGGACCAGCUAGACUCCAGCGCCAACCUGAUCGAGGCUCUCAUUGAAUACCCAGAAGUGGUCAGAGUAUGGGACAAUAUUCAAGCAUUGGAGUAAAGCAGGAAGGAACUAGGGCACUGAAUGUUUCAUAUGAAUGACUAAACUUUGAUGAGCAAAGGAAAGGACUACAUCUCAGUGAUCUUAUAAAAAUGUAUAGGAAUUUGUGCAAAUUAAAUCAUUGUGUUCAAAAUAAAGAUGUAUUAAUGAUUAAAAAACUUUUAUUUCUUACAAUGCUGAAAUGAUCACAGUCAUUUGUUAAAAAAAUUCCAGUAAGGCAAGGGGCAUGGCCUUUCAACAGUUUGGGUGAAUUUAAUUAAUUCAUAUUACUGGCUUAUACCUCUGUGUUCUGAACUUGUUUUGUCCAUCAUUGUGUUCUGUGGUGAGGUGAAUGUGUGAUGAAUUUAAUACUUUGAUCAUUUGCAUGCUGCCUUAGCUUCAUAUCCUCAAAUACCAAAUCUGAUGGACGUUUUCUGUAGUCCAUUGGAGGAUUUGAUACUUUUUUGCACACAUUCUUGGCUACAAGCUUCAAAAUCUUUGGUUGCAGUUCAGUUAGCAAUACAGAUGACAAGUUUAACAAUAAAUGUUAAUCUGUAAGGAGCCUGUAAGUGGAGGCAUUGUACAGUAUCAGCCAAAUGCUGCUUUCUGUUCAGUUAAGUGUUUCUUAACCACAUAUAGUAAUAAAAAGUUCAAAAUGGAAUCAAAAUAA